Messenger RNA from Phytophthora sojae, 1218 nucleotides. RefSeq lists its product as hypothetical. The transcript is spliced from 4 exons. Lineage: Eukaryota; Oomycota; Peronosporomycetes; Peronosporales; Peronosporaceae. The coding region runs from base 1 to 1218 and encodes 405 amino acids. Gene Ontology annotation, cellular component: membrane. Gene Ontology annotation, biological process: transmembrane transport. The record is from RefSeq and is a predicted model, not a curated record. Gene Ontology annotation, molecular function: antiporter activity; xenobiotic transmembrane transporter activity.
AUGGGCCACCUGGGCGUGGACGAGCUCGCGGCCGUCGCGUACGCGCAACUGUGCCUGGACCUGUCGACGCUCGUCUUCAUGCAGGGCUUCAACGGCGGCAUGAACUCGCUCUGCUCGCAGGCCUUCGGCGCCAAGAACUACCACUUAGUGGGCGAGUACACGCUGCUCACGUGUCUGCUGGUCACGGUGGUCUGCGCACCGAUGGCGCUGCUCUGGUGGAACCUGGACACUUUGCUGCUGACCGCGGGGGUCGCAGAGCACGUGGCGUCUCUCGCAGGCCAGUACGGGCGGCUGUCGCUGCUGUGGCUGUGGCCUCGCAGCAUGUUCCAGGUGCUCGCGAGUUUCUUCCAGGCGCAGAACAUCGUCCUCCCAACCGCCGUGUUUGAUGUGCUCAUGGUCGCGUUCAACGGAUACUUCGCGGCCGGGCUCACUUACGGUCGGUUCGGACUACCCGAGCUUGGGUUUGCGGGUUGUCCGCUGGGCACAGCGGUGGCGGUGGCUUUGCGACUGGUUAGCUAUGUCGCCUACAUGAACUGGUACCGCAAGUAUCACCGACGAUGCUCCUGGCGCUGGGACAGCAGCUUCCUCGACAAGGAAAUCGUGUGGAACUUGGUGUCCGUGGGGAUGCCACUUGCAGUUAGGGAGCUGUUGGAGAACGCUCAACUGACGGUGCUGACGCUGUUUGCCGCGAAGAUCGGUGAAAUUCAACUCGGAACGCACAACGCCAUGAUGGAGCUGUUCUACUUCGCCACAAGCCCCCUCUACGCUGUCAUCAAUGCCUCGGUCACUCGCAUCGGGAACCACCUUGGGGCUGGUGAGCCUUCGCGGGCGAUUCUUGCCGCCCAAAUAUGUGGUUCUCGCAAACACCUUGGUCGGAUUUUCUCCGACAGUCCUGAGGUUAUCGAUACUUUCAGCCAAGUGUGUGGCCUUGCGGCGUUGGCGUAUUUCAUUCUGUCGUUCUUCUGCUACGCGCUGGCCGUUCUGCAGGCUCAGGCGCGACCGAUGCCGCUGGCAGUUGGCAUGGUUGCUGGUGCCUGGCUGGUUGGGAUCCCCUCGGCCUACUUCUUGGGUGUCCGCACGUCUCACCCCAGUCUCCUGGGGCUUUGGGAGGGCAUGAUAUGCGGAUACACGAAAGAGGCAGAGAAAGCGGUCGAGCGCUCGCAGUUGAAGGAGAAGGAACUCGCCUCUCCUCAAGAAUUGGAUCGCCUGCUAGCAUAG